AUGACAAAAGGGAAGGUAAAUCAAGAAUCAUAUACUGAGGGAAUCAAGAACCUGAUUUGGGUGAGAGAUUUGAAGCAUAUAAAACCGACCCUCCUCGAAUCUGAAAAAGACUCAAGCUUUGAAGAAUCUAUGAGAAUCUGCAAAAGUGGGUCGUCGAAGGAAGACAAAAACAGCAAAGCCACCAGGUAUGAAGCUGUGACGAAGCAGAGAGGAACUGAGGAAGAUCCAGUUGUGAGAGAGAGAGAGAGAGAUUGUGAAGGACAAGCUAAAAGAAGGGUUAUUAUAAAGAGAGACACUGUUAAACUGAGGGCACUUGAGGAGAAGGAAGGAAAGGUUUCUUUUUGUAAGAAAAGAAAGGAAAUUUGGCGUAUUUGGAUUGGAGAAAAGCGAAUGGCACUAGUCGGAUUCUUGCGCUUCAUUUCUGUCAGAAAAGAUGAUUGA
This is a messenger RNA of Microthlaspi erraticum, 441 nucleotides long. Lineage: Eukaryota; Viridiplantae; Streptophyta; Magnoliopsida; Brassicales; Brassicaceae. The record is from the annotation of a GenBank genome assembly.